This is a messenger RNA of Neoarthrinium moseri, 1221 nucleotides long. RefSeq lists its product as uncharacterized. The transcript has a single exon. Lineage: Eukaryota; Fungi; Ascomycota; Sordariomycetes; Amphisphaeriales; Apiosporaceae. The record is from RefSeq and is a predicted model, not a curated record. The coding region runs from base 1 to 1221 and encodes 406 amino acids. Gene Ontology annotation, molecular function: monooxygenase activity; heme binding; iron ion binding.
AUGGAUCCAACAACUACAAAUGUUUUCAAUGUCUUGGACCCUCAAGCUCAUCGUUUGAAGCGUAGACUUGUUGGCCAGCUCGUUACAGGAGGCUCAGUACACCGCGUUGAACCGAUGAUAGCAGAACAAGUCGAGAUCUUCGUGAAGCAGUUAGUCACGUUAUGCAUCAUGGAUUCGCCUCCUAUCAUUAACAUGUCUCAACGGUGCAAGUACCUUGGCCUUGAUAUAGCAGCCUUGCUUGCUUUCGGGUACCAAUUGAGGCUUCAGACUGAUGACAAACACCGGUAUCUGAUACGAGCCAUACCGCGCGGAAGUUGGAUUAUCAACAUGUACAUGCAAUUUUGGUUUUUGAAAACGAUAAAAUUUGGCAUUCCAAUCUAUCUUCCGGCCAUCAUUCGUGGCGAAGCAUUUCUUCCGACUCUACGAAAGAUGAUCGACGCCAGACUAGGCGAGGAUACGCAUGCAAGAGUUGAUCUGUAUUCGCACUUGGCUGACGCUUUGAAUGCUUCUGAUAACAACAAAAUCACGUUAAAGGAACUUUGGGCUGAGGCAAUAUUUUUCCUGCCGGCGGCUGGUGAUACUAGUUCUACGGCACUAAGUUCCCUCUUUUUCUACGUGGCUCAGAACUCUGAGUGCCAAAGGAAGCUAGCAGAAGAGAUUCGGACAACAUUCGCGACUGGGGCCGACAUUCGAGGCGGCCGCAAGCUCACAAACUGCCAAUACCUCCAGGCUUGCAUCAACGAAGCCCUGAGAAUGUCACCUCCCGUUGCAGGGACCCUUUGGAGGGAGCAGGGCCCCGAAGCUGCGAAUGAAGCAUUCGUUGUUGACGGAGUUGUCAUUCCCAAGGGGACACAGGUCGGAGUUAAUAUUUACUCUAUACAUCACAACCCGGAAUACUUUCCAAGCCCUUUCGUAUAUAAGCCAGAGCGGUGGCUUGUUGACGACCCCGAAGCCAAGAAAGCAAAUACAGCCGCCUUUCUGCCUUUCUCAAUCGGAGCCCGCGCAUGUGCUGGCAAACCUCUAGCAUAUUUAGAGAUCGGUAUGGCGAUGGCAAAGACACUCUGGUAUUUUGAUUUCGAACUUACGCGAGAUGCAGGUCCAGAUGCAUCACACCGGGAUACUGAAUUCAAGUUGAAGGAUGUAUUUACUUCGGACCACGAUGGACCAUAUCUACGCUUUAGGCCGCGCGGAAGCUUGUACAGAGAGUUGGUAAAUGAUUAG